GCAGAGCAAUGGGAAACUACUGGGAUGUGCCCUAACAGGUACAUCCAGAUUUCUAACGGAAAUAACAAAUGGCCAAGAAAAUCAGAAAAAAAUGCUCAGGACUGACUCAAGCAGCCACACAGGAAUACACUUCAUUCAGUCACAAUAUUGGUCUUUAACAAACUUAAAAAAAAACUAAUGCUUCACACUGACAUUUUUUAAUAGACCCUCCAUUUCAGUGGUGACUACAGAGAGCCAUGGGCAGCAUGAACCAGACAGCAGCCACUGAUUUCGUCCUACUGGGUUUCUUCCCGGAGCUCAGGCACAUCACGGCCGUGGUCACCCUCAUCCUCCUGGUCUACAUGGCUGCCCUCACAGGCAACAUCCUCCUCAUCCUGCUCAUCUGGCUGGACGCCCAGCUGCACACACCCAUGUACUUCCUGCUCAGCCAGCUGUCCCUCAUGGACCUGUCCUUGACAUCCAGCAUCGUCCCCAAGAUGGCCACCAACUUCUUCUCAGGCCGGCGGGACAUCUCGUUUGUGGCCUGUGGGACCCAGAUCUUCUUCUCCCUGACCGUGGCCAUCGCAGAAUGCAUCCUCAUCACUCUCAUGUGCUUUGACCGCUAUGUGGCCAUCUGUGAGCCCCUCCGGUACCCCACCAUCAUCAGUCCCAGGGUUUGCUUGCAGAUGGCUGCUGUGUCAUGGACUGGGGGGGCACUCACUUCGCUGGGCCACACGGCUUUCACCCUACACUUCCACAUCUGCAGCCCCAGGGAGAUCCCCCACUUCUUCUGUGAGGUCAUGGCUGUACUCAGAAUUGUCUGUGAGGACAUCUCGGUCUAUGAGAAGGCGGUGGUGGUAACCAGCAUCCUCGUUCUCCUGCUGCCCCUGCUUCUCAUCCUGUCCUCCUAUGUUCUCAUCUUCCUGGCUGUCCUAAAGAUGAACUCCCCUGAAGGCAGGAGCAAAGCUCUGGCUACCUGCUCCUCCCACCUCUGUGUGGUGAGUCUCUAUUUUGGUCCAGGAAUGUUCAUCUACAUGAGGCCCGGCUCUGCCAAGACCCCAAAGCUGAAUCAGGGACUCUUUCUGUUUGGAACAGUCCUGACUCCUCUCCUGAACCCCCUUGCCUACAGUUUCAGGAACAAGGAUGUUUUUGCUGCAUUAAAAAAGUUGAUGGGGAAGUGUGUGUGCUACACUAAGAGCUGAAAGUCCACUGUCUGCUAAAGGAAAACACACACAGCAGCAAACACUUCUCAGUUAAACAAGAACAUCUGCGAGGCCCUGGAACUGUCAACUUUACCGGGCUGCACCUUCUUCUGUUCACUUGCAGAAAAUCUG
Ochotona princeps (American pika) is the source of this 1313-nucleotide messenger RNA. RefSeq names its product olfactory receptor 2L2-like. NCBI's taxonomy places the organism in Eukaryota, Metazoa, Chordata, Mammalia, Lagomorpha, Ochotonidae. The record is from RefSeq and is a predicted model, not a curated record. Gene Ontology annotation, biological process: G protein-coupled receptor signaling pathway. The coding region runs from base 237 to 1181 and encodes 314 amino acids. The transcript has a single exon. Gene Ontology annotation, molecular function: olfactory receptor activity; G protein-coupled receptor activity. Gene Ontology annotation, cellular component: membrane.